CCCCACUUACACGUUAGAGUCUGAUCAGUAUACACUUUACAUUCAGAUAAGUAUCAGCAGGACGACAGCCACGCGCUCGUUGCUGGACCGGACUAAAUGCGAAAAGUAGAUUCGAAUCCAUGGAUACCAGCUGUGCGUCACAUCCGGGUACGGCUCGUGACACAGUCUGUCAUGGCUGCAAUAGGGUCAUCUGCCAAAGAUGUGUGCAAGAGAACCACGCAUGCUCAGCCACGAACCAAGCGGACAGAUUUGAAAAGCUGUCUACAUCCUCCCUAGCCAAAUGCAUUACGGUACUUGCUACACACGUGAAGAACCUCGUACCACGUGUUGAUGACGUCAUCAAGCAGCGUAAACCGAAAGAGGAAUUAUUUCGCAUGUCGAAAACGGAAGUAUCUCAAAGCAUAGAUAGCAUUGGAGUCUUGUUCGAAACUGCAACACUAAAAAUGAAAGACUCGCUCCAGAACCUGAGAAGAGAUGUCACUGGCAAGUCAGAGCACACGUGCUCGCAACAUGCCUUGCAAUUGAAGAAAGCCAUGGAUGCUGAUCUCGCGCGAUUCACACAACUGUCCAAAUGUCCCACUGAAUGGAGUGUACCAGAACUUCUAAAAGAAUUCGAAACAUUAAGGAAAAAUCAUCAUAAGUACGAAGCGACAAUACCGGACCUUCUGCUCGCUGAGGAAUGCAACACAUUGCGUCUUCUAGCUAAGGAAGAGUUCGUCACACUGUGUAGAUCACUGGUUAACUGUGAUCACGAUUCUGUUAAUAUCACAUCUCACAAGGGAAUUGCAACAGAGGAAUUGAAAUUCGGUGACAAAAAGAAUAGCAUAUUCUUUGGAAGUGACGCUAGUGAACUUGAGAAUAAGAAUUUGGUCCCGAUUUGUAAGAUUCACGCAAAAUCGGGAAAUUCUUGGAAGCAUGAAAUGUGUUCCUUCAGUGAUGUAGUUUUGAUCUCCAAUACUGUGCUUGUGGUAGAUCGACAAAGGCUAAAGGUCAAGAGAUUCAAUCUGCAACAGGAAAUGAUUGAUUGGGUGCGCAUCACUGGUCCCUAUGGUUUGACCAUUUUACGGGGAACUGAUGACGUCAUUGUGACACAACCUAACGACAAAUCCCUCACUCGUGUCAGUACUACGACUGGUCUAAAAAUCGUCAGGACAGCACGCGUCGAAUUUCCUUACUAUAUCAUUAAGGAGGUGGACGAAACUCGGCUGGUUGCAUCCACCAUCGCCGCCCCCGCAGAUAUGAUCUCACUGAGCACUGACGAGCACAAGUCUGCACUCGCCAUGAACACCCGUAUCCAUUUGAUACAACAUGACGGCCAGCUUUUGCAGGUGCUUCAUUUGACAGACACUAGCUACGAAAGGUUGCAUGGUACAAAUUUAUUUCCAGAUUUCGAGUCUUUUACAAUUCCCAGUGACGAUCGUAUUGUUAUACGUCUGACAAACGUGGAAGGUAGUAACUUCAUCGCGUCUUUUACGCUGGACGGGAAGCCACUAUGGUUAUACCAGCCACCCGGAACAUCUCGGGGUCUAACCAGCAAGGCAGGUUUGAUAUAUACUUUUAUAGGUAACGCGGAGAGGCAGCUGACAGUCCUGACAUCGGCCGGGAAGGCUGUGAAGACGGCCCGUUUAGAGGACUACUCUGGCAGAGGAAACAUUCUCCAUGCAGGCGAGAAGGGAAUAGCAUUGGUAGACUUCUCCAACACCAUUCGGAUAUUCCCUUAUCCAUGAUUCUACGAUAAAAUAAACUGUUUCACACGAUACUCAUACUGUAACCACCAUACUUGUCAUAUAUACGACUUUACUCUUUCCUGCCGAAACCAAACAAAAGAUUAGAGACUCCGGAGCUAUUAACACCGUUCUGAGUGCACAUUCUAUUCUGGAAGCCCAUGGAACUCAUAUCUUCAAUAUGAAGCUAAUUCAUAAGAAUUUUGAUGAUAAUUGUCCUAAAGUGUUUUUCACAUGCAGACGGAUAACAAAUCAGUCAAAAAUUUUAAUGUUCAAAGUUAACUUAAGGCUUUGUGCCCGUUAGUGCCUGAUGCUUAAGAUCACAUUAUUUCUUAUUUGCAAACUUCGUUAGUACAUUUUCCUAACAAGCAAAGCCCUGUGAUAUGAGAGACGCUCAAUAACUUAGUUAGGUUUUUACGAACCAAACUCGAUAGGGCUUUGGAACUCAAUAAAAAAAAAUCAAACGUUAAAUCCAUGUUCAACUCCCAUACGGGAGGGAAGUUAAUUCUUUCUACAUAUUUGAUAUUUAUUAUAUUUCACGUGUACAGAUACGGUAAGACGUACCAGGCGUAUAUGUCAUACGGUUAAAAAAAAGUGAAGAGAAAUUCGAUCUACAAGGAUGUAGCUCGGAUAUCAUUAAGUUCGGUUGUGUGACAUUAACAUUGAUAUAAAUCCGGAAUUAUUUAAUUCAUCUACGGCAGCAGUUACCCGGUAGAUAACCUUUCAGUUUAAAAAAUAAACUUGAUUUAUUUUACAACAAUUAUGAAAUAAGUUAUUUCAACUUAAAUUAAUCACUCUUGUUGGCCCGGAUGUUAGCGCUCGGGAGGUCUUAUUGCGGGAGGAAACCGAAGUACCCGGAGAAAACCCACUUGGUCGGGCAGGUAACCCCAUACCUUUUCACGUCCGAUCGGGGAAUCGAACCCCGGCCGCCUUUGUGAAAGUCAAGUGCGCUAUCCACUGCACCACCCGACCACCCAGUUUCAGUUUAACCAGCAUGAUGAGAGGUACUAGGAUUGAAAUAUUUCAAUAGUAAUGUAACUAAUAGACUUUUUUCCCACUUUUAACAAUUUCCUUCAAAAGAUGCUAUAUACCUGUUUAAAAUUUUGUCCACUACAUAAACUCAAUAUUUCACUCAUGUAUCCUGUUAAACGGGAAAUACCUGUACAUGUGUUGGAAUAUCUUAUAACCUGUUAUAUCAACGCGAUUACGGAAAUAAUGACCCUCAUUUUGUUUGUAUAUUAUGUUAUUGUACACCGGAAGUUAGCAUUAUCAAACAUCCGCUAUUAACUGUAUGGUCGUUGUGUCGUCGGUCACCGGGAAAUAGAAUGCAUAC
Molecule: messenger RNA, 3057 nt
Organism: Mizuhopecten yessoensis (Yesso scallop)
Lineage: Eukaryota; Metazoa; Mollusca; Bivalvia; Pectinida; Pectinidae
Exons: 3
Coding region: 120-1727 (535 amino acids)
Source: RefSeq, a predicted model, not a curated record